Messenger RNA from Megalops cyprinoides (Indo-Pacific tarpon), 2119 nucleotides. RefSeq names its product carbohydrate sulfotransferase 15-like. The coding region runs from base 482 to 2059 and encodes 525 amino acids. The record is from RefSeq and is a predicted model, not a curated record. The transcript has 9 exons. Lineage: Eukaryota; Metazoa; Chordata; Actinopteri; Elopiformes; Megalopidae. Gene Ontology annotation, molecular function: N-acetylgalactosamine 4-sulfate 6-O-sulfotransferase activity. Gene Ontology annotation, biological process: hexose biosynthetic process.
AAGCGUUUAGAUACAGAACAUUUACACUGAGCGGAAGGUAGAAACGGCGAGCUUUAUUACGGCAUUCGGUAAACUGAAUUCUUACGCUAAACUUAAAACGCAUCACUUGCAGCAGAAAAACGGGUAGAAUAAGGAACUUUUUCUUGUGUUGCGUUCCACCUUUUUGACCAGAAUGGAGAUUGAAAUUAAACGCUUAAUGAAGAACGUGUGAAUGACAGUGCCCCAUUGACAGACCGGGAUAUCCAGACGACACACUGACGCAUGGGGAGAUCCAGUCACUGACUGUAGCCAGCAAUGGAGGACCCAGACAGGCAGUAGCCACUGAUGGGGAGCCGCUGCAGUGGAGCCGGAGCCGAGUCAGUGUGCCUUCUGUAGAGAUGAAUACAGGAAGUGGAACUCUUCCCUACUCUGCCCACCACCCUGCCAGCAUGACCCGAGUCCUUUGCCUGGUCUGAACCCACCCUGUGCCCCUGUUGGCAGCAUGACCCUGAUGGACUACAGGUACAGCCUGCUUAGCUCUGUGGUGGAGGACCACAGGAAAAGGCCUCUCCCCCUGGGAGAUGCCCCCGUGGACUUGCUGGCUGUGCCGGAGGUGAAGAGGGAUCACCUUUGGCACCGGGGCGUGACGGCCUGUUUCGGGAAGGCCAAGCUCUACAGCUUCCUCUUCCUGCUGACCAUCAUGUUCCUGAUCACAGCCUCGUACGUACUGACAGAGGAGAAGAAGGGCCUCCUGCUGACGCCCUCUCCUUACCGGAUCAGAUCUAUAGCCCAGCCGGGACCCUUCUCCUACAACCUGACCUCUGCCAAGGACUACGCCAACAUUAAACUGGUGGUGAAGACCAUAGUGUCCAAGGUGGAUUUCAGCUCCAGACGGGUUCCAGAACUGAAGGACCUGGUGCACAACGAGCCACAUAUGUUUUCGGUCAUACCCCAAAAAUUCCUCCCCCACAUUAAGAACCCGUGCUGGUACGAGGAGCACUCUGGGAAUAUAACCGCAGACCCUUACAGGAAGAACCUGUAUGCCCUAUAUUCGCGGCGUUUCCGAACCGUGUGCGACUACCUGAGGAAGGCCUUCAGGGAGCACCUGUAUUACCGAGGGGGGCGGUGCUACCGUCUACGCUGCCUGCCUUACUUCUACAUCAUUGGUCAGCCAAAGUGUGGCACCACAGACCUGUACGACAGGCUCAAGCUGCAUCCUGACGUCAGGUUCACCACCAUGAAAGAACCACACUGGUGGACAAGGAAGCGGUUUGGUGUUGUGCGUCUGAGCGAGGGCUUCCACGAUCGCUACCCUGUGGAGGAUUACCUGGAUCUCUUUGAUCUGGCAGCGUACCAGAUCCAGGAUCAUUUACCAGGAAACACCUCCAGGAACCAGAGGCACAACAUUAUCACAGGAGAGGCCAGCGCAUCGACGCUAUGGGACAACAACGCCUGGGUCUAUUUCUAUGACAACGGCACAGACGGGGAGCCUCCGUUUCUGAUCCAGGACUUCGUCCACGCGGUUCAGCCGGACGCCAAGUUCAUCGUGAUGCUGCGGGAUCCCGUGGAGAGGCUGUACUCUGACUACCUCUACUUCAGCAUCGCCAACAAGUCCGCUGAGGACUUCCACGAGAGAGUCUCGGAGUCUCUGCAGCUGUUCGAGGGGUGCCUGGCGGAGUUCUCAAUGCGUUCCUGUGUGUAUAACACCACCCUGAACAACGCCAUGCCUGUACGGCUGCAGGUGGGCUUAUACAUUGUGUACAUCCUGGACUGGCUGACUGUUUUCAAAAGGGAUCAGAUCCUGGUGCUCCGUCUGGAGGACCACGCCACCAACCGGAAAUACACAAUGCACAAAGUCUUUGACUUCCUCAGUCUGGGGCCCUUGACAGAACAGAAAGAGGCUGAGAUCACCAGGAGCCCAGCAUCCAACACCAGGAGGCCUGCUGACAAGAGCCUGGGGCCCAUGCUGCCCAUCACCAAGGAGAUCCUGAGAGACUUCUACUCCCCUUUCAACCAGAAACUGGCCAAAGUGCUCAACAAUGACUCUUUCAUGUGGGAAAACCAUGCAAAACUCAUGUAAACUGUUCCCACACUAAUCCAUUGCCACUGAAAGGAAUUAUUUUCUUUUUGUAACAUCAAA